UCAAUAAAAAAUUUGAAAUUUUUUAGAAUAUAUGCGGAAAUACGUUAAUAUCAAAUAGUUUUUCGCCAAUAUGUAUUCAUUGUAAAAAUCGUCGCUGUAGUCGUUUUUAUCAAUAACUGGUUUCGUGAUAAUUUUUUUUGUUCGUUUCCUGAGCCCGCAAUUAAAUAAAGUGGUGUAUUUUCUAAUAUAUAGUCGCACAGCGAGCAGCAGACUUUAAGUAAACGUGAGUGCGGCUGCUUGUGUGUUAUGAGUGCAUGCUUACCUUUUUGUGGAGAAUAGAUUAACAUAUAUCGAGAACUUGAAUUAACCAAACAAUUUGCAAAUUUUCUGUUGCAAACUACUUCAGAAAUCUUCUCUUUCCUUAAGUGAACAGCUGAACAGCUUCAAAAUUAAUUACUCAAAGUAUCACCAUAACGCUAUGACCCUCUCGGCCAUAGCAAAGCCAAUACUGUAUUCGUAUUGGCGUAGCUCUUGCUCAUGGCGAGUACGUAUUGCUCUCAAUUUAAAGGAGAUACCGUAUGAUAUUAAACCAAUUAGCCUGAUUAAAUCGGGCGGUGAACAACAUUGCAAUGAGUAUCGUGAAGUAAAUCCCAUGGAGCAAGUACCAGCACUACAAAUUGAUGGUCACACCCUAAUUGAGUCAUUAGCUAUUAUGCAUUAUCUGGAGGAAACACGCCCUCAGCGUCCUUUAUUGCCACAAGAUGUUCAUAAACGUGCCAAAGUACGUGAAAUUUGUGAGAUAAUCUGCUCGGGAAUACAACCUUUGCAAAAUUUAAUUGUGUUAAUUCACGUGGGUGAAGAGAAAAAAAAGGAAUGGGCCCAGCAUUGGAUUACCCGUGGCUUCCGUGCGGUAGAGAAAGUUCUAUCUACUUCGGCUGGUAAGUACUGCGUUGGUGACGAGAUUACCAUGGCGGAUUGUUGUUUGGUACCGCAAGUUUUCAAUGCUAGAAGAUUUCAUGUCGAUUUGCGUCCAUAUCCUAUAAUAUUGCGUAUUGAUCGCGAAUUGGAAAGUAAUCCGGCUUUUCGUGCCGCCCAUCCAUCCAAUCAACCUGAUUGUCCACCCGAGUUGCCAAAUAAAUAGAAUUUUCCGAAUCCAACUGCAAAACGACGCAAAACAAAAAAAUAACUGCAGUUUAUUAAUAACAAAAUCUGGAAUAAAUAAAAAAAACAAUUGACACACAAUAAAAAAAAGGAAUAAAAAGAAAAAAAAAAAAAAAAGAAAUGCAAAAAAAUGCGUAAAGCUAAGCCUUUAUUUAUUAUGUCUACAAUUAUAAGAAUUCAAAUUUUAUGUAUAAAAGAAUGGUUGAAAAAAAAAAAAAAAAAAAUGAAAAAAGAUUAAUAAAAAAAUACAGCCCUAGAUGUGAUUAAGGCAGUUGCAAACCGCAUAAGCGAACGUUUCUCAAACGUUGAAAAUAACCCUUAAAAAAAAAAAAAAAAAA
Molecule: messenger RNA, 1439 nt
Organism: Glossina fuscipes
Lineage: Eukaryota; Metazoa; Arthropoda; Insecta; Diptera; Glossinidae
Product: probable maleylacetoacetate isomerase 2
Exons: 4
Coding region: 419-1081 (220 amino acids)
Biological process (GO): L-phenylalanine catabolic process; glutathione metabolic process
Cellular component (GO): mitochondrion; cytoplasm
Molecular function (GO): maleylacetoacetate isomerase activity; glutathione transferase activity
Source: RefSeq, a predicted model, not a curated record